This is a messenger RNA of Neopsephotus bourkii (Bourke's parrot), 1162 nucleotides long. It is a transcript of the gene NPC2, whose product is annotated as NPC intracellular cholesterol transporter 2. The transcript is spliced from 4 exons. Lineage: Eukaryota; Metazoa; Chordata; Aves; Psittaciformes; Psittacidae. The record is from RefSeq and is a predicted model, not a curated record. Gene Ontology annotation, molecular function: cholesterol binding. The coding region runs from base 18 to 470 and encodes 150 amino acids. Gene Ontology annotation, biological process: intracellular cholesterol transport; cholesterol efflux.
CCGCCGCCGCCGCCGCCAUGCUGCCGUCCCCGCUCGUCCUGCUUCUGGCGCUGGGCGCCGCCGCCACUGCCCUGGCCGAGCCCCUCCACUUCGUCGACUGCGGUUCCGUAGACGGCAGCAUCCAGGAGGUGAACGUGAGUCCGUGCCCUACGCAGCCGUGCCUGCUCCACAAGGGAACGUCCUACAGCAUCAACGUGACCUUCGCCAGCAAGAUUGAGAGCCAGGGCAGCAAAGCAAGAGUGUACGGUGAGAUGCUGCACGUGGACAUCCCCUUUCCCAUUCCUGAGCCUGAUGGAUGCAAGUCGGGGAUCCAGUGCCCCAUUCAGAAGGGCCAUUCCUACAGCUACCUGAAUAGACUCCCUGUGAAGAGCGAGUACCCCAGUAUUAAACUGAUUGUGAAGUGGGAGCUGGUGGAUGACCAAGACCAGAUGUUGUUCUGCUGGAAGAUACCAGUGCAGAUCACCAGCUGAGGAGCCCUUUAGUAGGGCUUGGGGAGGGGAAAACGAGAAGACAACACAGGCCAAAUUCUUUUAUAUAAUAGAGCAUUUCUUACUGCUUCCUUCAGAGCUCUGCAGCCUCUGAGCAGCCAGUACCGUGUUCAUGCAAGGUCAGCCUUGGGCAGAGGGCUCUUACCCCCUUUAGAGUCCCCUGAGUGUUCUCACAGCAGCUCAAGGGGGAGCAGUGCCUGCUGCAGGAGCGACUGAGCCUCAUUCUCCAGCUGCUCUGUGGAGGCACAUUAGCUGUUUGAAAUGGAGCUGUGUCCCCUCUCAGAGGAAUUUCUCUGUGAUGAACCUGGCUAGUAUCUGAGCUGCUACCUGGUAACCCUUCAGUGCCUCUUCUAGAAUGCCAGCUGCAUCCACCCUUCUGCGCUUCUCCUGCUCCAUCACAACUGGGAUGCCCCUGGUACCUGUGUUUGCCAUUCAUGCAGCUGAAGGAGGGGAGACUUCCCCUGAGCUGGCAGCCUGCUCUGUCCUGGGCCCGCUUGUGCCAGUAGGACUGCAGCUGGAACACUUCUUUACGGAUGCAAAGCCAAAUGGCUUUUGGCGUCUCUGCAGGGAUGAUUCUUUCUCUAAUCAGUGGUUUGCACUACUACUAACUUGGAGCUGCUGGGAGCUCCUGAACCUCUUUUUAUAACUUUCCUUUUAAUAAAAGCUAUAUAUUA